AUGAGACGGCAGAAUAGCAGCUGCGACCAAUGUCGCAAGGGCAAGAGGGCCUGCGACGCGGGCGCCCUCAAGGAUAUCCAGCUGUGUCUGGAUGCAGACCUUCAAUGGGAGGUUGACUGGCAGAGCAUGAACGGGCCGUGCUCAAAUUGUUCAAAGACGCGCAAGUCGUGCACAUUCAACUGGGCCCGGUCACAGCAGGCCCAGCUCCGGGUCCGAAGGCAGUCCGCCGAGAAGACCGCUGCUGCUGCCGCUGCCGGCUCCGCCUCCGCUUCCGCCGCGCCGAGUCGGAAGAGGGUCAAGUCAAAUCACAGCAAGAAGGUCAACAACGACAGCAGCAACAGCAACAAAGCCUCUGUAUCGCCAGCAUCCCAAGGUCCAUCAGGUCUGAGUGAGGCCCAACUCGCCGAGCUUCAGUCACUCAUCCCGGAUCAUGUCGCAUCAUUCACCCACGAGACGCCAAGCUCACAUGCCUUUGGCGGAGCAGCAGCAGCAGCAGCAGUAGCAAACGACUUUGGAUUUCCCCAAAACCUAUUCACGCUAUCCCCCGCCGACGAGCACCUCACCUUCGACCCAUCCGCCGACGACGCCGCCUCGCUCCUCUUCCCGGGCCCCUCAUCCCUCUCAGCGCCCAGCUGUCUCUCAGAUGAGCUACCAGGCUUCGACGACGCCGAUCUCGUCUCCAUGCACGGCGCCUCGACCAUCAGCCUCAGCCCGGACUCGACUUGUUCGACCAUGGGCAUCGACCCGAAUGCCCGCAAGAGGGCGUGGCAGCAGGCGCACGCCAUGAACUAUGCGCCACCUGGCGGUGCCGGGAUCUCAGAGUACUCUGCCACGCAGGCGCUGAUUGCGCGGACGAAUCAGACGCUCAUGACGGAUAACCUUAUGAAGCUGUACCACGACGUCAUGGAGGGCGCGCUCUCGUGCUGGCUGGUGGAGCAGAACUGUCCCUACAUCCUAACCCCCACACAGCUGGAGCGCUCGAGUCUCGGCGACGCGCGAGGUCACGACCCGACGCAGGUUCAUCUCAAUCUGCCCAACAGGAUUUACCGCCGCGUCUUCAAGCUCGAUAAAUCCCUCGCCUCGCUGGGUCUGAAGCCGCUCAGCGUAUCCGAAGACCGAAAGGCCACGAGAGCGCUACAUCUCGCCAUCAUGGCAUUCACGGCGCAGUGGGCACAGGGAAGUCAACGGAGUCAAGCGCGGUACCAGAAGCCAAACGGCUUCGGGGACUCGUCCGUGCCGGGGACCGAACAGGAAUUCGACACGGCGCUGCAGAUAUCAUUUUGGAACCAGGCGCAGCGGUGCCUGGACGACUGUGCGGGCGUGGACUCGUUCAAGGUGGCCAUGGCGGAGCUCCUUUUUGGCCUUACGCAGAAGAACCACGAGAGCGCGGAGGGGAUCGGGUGGGAGUUUGGCGAAGGGAUGGUCGGUCAGAGUCAGCUGGGGUACGAUUACGCCAACGGAGACGGGAACGACUGGGAGACGCCGGGGACAAAGGAAAAGGUGCAGACGGCGCUGGACGAGGAAGGGUACUCGCUCUACGUCGAGCGCGGCGCCCGGCGCCUGCACGUUCUCAAGCGCAGGUCUGAAAACUUUGAGAGGAGGAAGAAAGUAAAAGCGCGCGGGACCGUCAACGCGAGGACCGAACCAGGAUGGGCUGUCGGUAGCGGAGAAGAUGCUCACGGCGAAGAAAAAGCGACGAUGAAGAUGCUCUUUUGGCUCGCCAUCAUGUUCGACACCCUGUCCUCCGCCAUCUCCGACAGACCGCCCGUCGUCUCAGACGAAGACAGCCGCGAGACAGCAACAGCAAAGAAGCAAGACUCACCGCCUUGCAAAGGCGAAGACGACGACACCAUCCCGGUAGCGGUCUCAUCCCCAGAGAGCUGGAACGACCAAUUCAUCAUCAAACGCAACCAGAAACUCGCCCCCCUCCGCUGGCCCUGCCCCACCGACACAUUCGAGCGCGAACUCCGCGACGCAGCCCCCGUCAAAGUCCUCCUCUUCCGCAAAAUCACACGCAUCCAAGCCCUCUCGUCCCGCGGCUCCGCGUCCCCAAAGUCCAUCGAGGACGCAAUCCAAGACGGGCUGGCGGUCUACCGCCACUGGAACAUGAUGUACGGCCCCCUGUUCCGGGACUGCAUCGAGCACCACGACGCGAUCCCCUCCAAGAUCCAGAGCUGGUACAUUUGUCUGCUGGGCCACUGGCUUCUCGCGGCGAUGAUGAUGGCGGAUUGCAUCGCGCUCGUGGACGAGCAGGGACUGGGCAGCGCGACAAGGGCCGCGGAGAGGGUGGCGAGCGGGUUGGUCGAGGAUUUGAGGAGGGCGAGCGUGCGGGAGGUGUCGGAUCUCGCGAGGGCGGCUACGCCGCAGCAUGAUGUGGGCGGGUUGGGUGUGUUGUUGGAUUUUCAUCCGGCUGUGAAGGAGGGGGCUUUGCUUACGGAGCCGUGGACUAUGGUGUUGAUUCGGUCGUUUGCGAUGGCGGGGACGUUGUUGCUUGAGGAGGCGGGCGGUGUUGGUGGGUUAGGUGUUGGGGAUGAGGUUGUGGUGGAGGCGUUGGAUCGGUGUGAGGAUUGUGUCAAGGCGUUGUGGUAUUUGGGGCGCAAGUCGACUUUGUCGAGGCAGGUUGCUGGGAUUCUGGGCGGUGGGUUGCUGGCGGAGCGGGCGAAGGGGUUGAGCGUUGAGGGCAUGGUUGGGAGUCAGGAUUCUUGGAACGUUUUUGGGCCUGUUGAGAUUCUAAACGAAGAGGUCAUGAAUGCCAGGCUCGAGAUCCCUCAUCAGCCUCACCAGGAAGAUAAACUACGAUCAUCUGCCGGAGACUCGGUAGAUACCCCCCACUCCAAGAAAAUGGCCCCCCCCUUCCACAUCACAUCCGCAAACCCAACCCUCCACUGGUCAAGCAAAACCCCUCCCCUCCUCACCGUCCCCCAGAACCAGCCCGUAACCUUUGACCUCCACGACUCCUCCGGCGGCCAAAUCACCCCCUCCGCAACACCAACCUCCCUCGCGACCCUAAACCUCGCAACCUUUGACCCGAUCCACGGCCCCGUCGCCAUCGCCGCCGCACACCCAGGCUCCGUCCUCGAAAUCGAAUUCCUCUCCCUCAAACCCUCUACGGGCUGGGGCUGGACCGCAGUCCUCCCCGGCUUUGGACUCCUCGCAGACGACUUUCCAAAUCAUGUCAUUAAGCACUUCCACUGGGACGAGGACGCGACGCAUAUCGUGUUUAAACCAGGCAUCAAGAUCCCGCUUCGUCCGUUUCUGGGGAUAGCGGGCGUGGCGCCAGCUGAGGCGGGUCCGUUCCCGACGAUUCCGCCGCUGGAGACGGGCGGGAACAUAGAUUGCAGACACAUCACGGCCGGAACCAAACUCUACCUCCCCAUCCGCGUCCCGGGGGCGAACUUCUCCUGCGGGGACGGGCAUGCCGCGCAAGGAGACGGGGAAGUCUGCGGCACGGCGAUCGAGACGCCGAUGAAAGCUACGUUGCGGUUUACGGUCCGGGAGGACAUGCCGUAUGUGACGAGUCCGCACUAUGACACGCGCGGGUCGGUGCAUGCUCGCGGCCGUAAGGGGGAGGAUGAAGGUGGCGUGUAUGCGGUGCUGGGGAUUGAUUCUGACUUGUUGGAGGCGAGUAGGAAGGCGUUGAGGAGUUUGAUUGCGUAUCUUGUCGCGGAGAGGGGGCUUGAGAGGGAGGAAGCGUAUAUGCUGUGCAGCAUUGCGGCUGAUUUGAAGAUUGCGGAGAUUGUGGAUAUGCCGAAUUUUGCGGUGUCUGCGAGUAUCCCCUAUUCUGUAUUUGAGGAUGAGUCUUGA
Colletotrichum lupini is the source of this 3804-nucleotide messenger RNA. RefSeq names its product C6 zinc finger domain-containing protein. The record is from RefSeq and is a predicted model, not a curated record. Bases 1 to 3804 code for a protein of 1267 amino acids. Lineage: Eukaryota; Fungi; Ascomycota; Sordariomycetes; Glomerellales; Glomerellaceae. The transcript has 4 exons. Gene Ontology annotation, molecular function: zinc ion binding; hydrolase activity, acting on carbon-nitrogen (but not peptide) bonds, in linear amides; DNA-binding transcription factor activity, RNA polymerase II-specific. Gene Ontology annotation, biological process: regulation of DNA-templated transcription.